AUGAACAGACCACAGAGCACACAGUCCAUUCAGCCCGAACCAGCAUUCUCUUCCUCCGACAGCAAUGCCACCAAAGAAACAGCGCGACAAAGACGCAGUCGACAAGCAACUACCGGAAAACGUGAUGAUCGAGCCUCGGUCUACGCCGACAAUGAAGCACGAUCCAGUGUUAGCCAUGAGCGAUCACCCAACGACGAGCUACCAGUCGCCCCUGAAAAAGCGCAAGAGCACGAUCGAGAAGCACAGCCGAAAGAUUUUCGAUACAGUCGACGCGACGGCAACGACAAGGAAGUGCGCGCGUCCGUGCGCAUCAAGGCUCGUCUUCCGACACAGUCCGAGGUCUACACUUUUUACGACUCUACUUUGGCGAAUGCCUUCAAGCAAGCGCAACAGGACAACCCAUUCGAAGCAAAGCAAUUCCUCAUCUCUGUCUCACUACUCAAAGUGAACAUCGACGACCCCAAGCUUCCACGUCCAGGAGAUGUAGUGAUGGUCACACCGUACAAAACAGCGUACAAACGCUACGUCUACCGCAACAGCCGUCAAAUCGAUGCCAAACUGUACGGCCUCACUAAGAUCAACAUCUCGUAA
Molecule: messenger RNA, 591 nt
Organism: Phytophthora infestans T30-4
Lineage: Eukaryota; Oomycota; Peronosporomycetes; Peronosporales; Peronosporaceae
Exons: 3
Coding region: 1-591 (196 amino acids)
Source: RefSeq, a predicted model, not a curated record